This is a messenger RNA of Mus musculus (house mouse), 824 nucleotides long. It is a transcript of the gene Spin2g, whose product is annotated as spindlin family, member 2G. The record is from RefSeq and is a predicted model, not a curated record. Bases 114 to 824 code for a protein of 236 amino acids. NCBI's taxonomy places the organism in Eukaryota, Metazoa, Chordata, Mammalia, Rodentia, Muridae. The transcript has 2 exons. Gene Ontology annotation, biological process: chromatin organization; gamete generation.
AGUGUCUGGAGACCCCUCUGGCAGCAACUAUCUCUGGCAGCAGGACACCAGAAAGGCCUUGGAGCCCCCCAGGACCCAGGAAGCAGAAGGGCAGCAAAGCUGCAUAACAGGACAUGGAAAGUUCAAAGCUGACCAAGAAAAGAGCUGGUCGGAAGAGGCAGAGGAGCAGAUCUCCAGCCCUGCUCAAAAGGAACAUCGUGGGCUGCAGAAUUUCUCAUAAGUGGAAAGAAGGAGAUGAGUCUAUCACACAGUGGAAUGGAACUGUGCUGGAUCAGGUGCCAGUAAACCCUUCCCUGUACCUGGUUAAAUAUGAUGGGAUUGACUCUGUGCAUGCUCUGGAACUUUACAAAGAUAAGAGGGUAUUGUCCCUAAAAGUUAUCGCCAAGAGGGUGGUAUCUUCCGGAGUCACUGAUUCCAGCUUUGUUGAUGCCAUAGUGGGCAAAGAAGUUAAUCAUCUAUUUGAGGGUGAGCAUGGCUCUAAGGAAGAGUGGAGGGGGAUGAUCCGGAGCCAAGUGCCUAUCUUGGAUAACAGCUUUUAUAUUACUUAUGAGAGAUAUCCCAUAUUAUACACGUACCAGCUUCUGGAUGACUUUAAAGAGGGUGACCUACAAAUCAUGGAGGGAAUCAGUGACCCCCCUUCUUUAGACAUCGACCUGGAGCUUGUGGAUGGCCUGAUAGGAAAACACGUGGAAAACACAAAUGAUGACGGUUCCAAGAGGGAUGGCCUGAUCAUUUACCAGAUUGAAACAAAACCUAGAGUGUACCUCAUCAAGUAUGAAGAUGAUGUCCAUAUACAUGUCACUCACUUGGAGAAAGAGUUCUAA